Clonostachys solani is the source of this 1008-nucleotide messenger RNA. The record is from the annotation of a GenBank genome assembly. NCBI's taxonomy places the organism in Eukaryota, Fungi, Ascomycota, Sordariomycetes, Hypocreales, Bionectriaceae.
AUGUCUGCUACAACUGCAACCAACACGCAAACAAACAGUCGUCUAACUAUCAACCUCGACGACUGCCAGGAUCAGACCUUUGGAGACUGGCGCGACGACUUCUUCCGCGACGGGUACAUCGUCUUGAAGAAUGCCAUCCCCAAGGAUCGGGCCCUCGCCUACCGCCAAAAGAUGCUAGAUUGGAUCACUGGCUUUGCCAAAGGUUUGGUCCUGGACGACCCCUCCACUUGGGUUGAGGCGAACCUACCCCAAAGUUUCAAGGCGGGCAUGUACCUGAACUACUGCGCCGCGCACGAAAAGUAUGUCUGGGACGCCCGGCAGGAGCCCGGCGUUCUGGGUGCUUUUGAGAAGAUUUGGGGCACCAAGGAGCUCACCGUCUCUUUUGACACCAUCAACGUCACCUUCCCUAACCGAAAGGACGUGGCUUGGUCGCCAUGGCCUCACGUCGACCAGGCACCUGAACGCAAGGGCCUCUCCUGCGUGCAAGGCAUCAUCAACCUUUCUCGCGCCGGACCCGAUGACGGCGGUCUCGUCCUUAUGAAGGGCUCAUCUCGCCUCUUUGACGAAUUCUUCGCGCUCAACCCCCCGGACCGCAGCCAGGGUAUCGGGGCAAAGCACUACGACUUUUACCCUUUCAAGGAGCACCAACUGUCCUGGUUCGAGGAACGGGGCUGCGAAGUCAUCAAGGUCUGCGCCGAGCCGGGUGACCUCAUCCUGUGGGAUAGUCGCACAAUGCACUUUGCCCGCUUCCCCGAAGGCGACGAGAUCCGCACCAUCAUCUACGCCUGCUACACGCCUGCGGCCUUUAUGACCGAGGAGGAUCGGCUGAAGAAGGCGGAGAUUUUCAAGAAGUGGCAAACGACGACACACUGGCCCCAUUGCAACAUCCACGCCCACGGAAAGGCAAUGAUUGAUGGCAAGGUGGACCCUUCUGAGCGUGAUGAACCGUUGGAGAAGCCAGAGCUGACACCUCAACUCUUGAAACUUGCUUCUGUGGAGAAAUACUAG